AUGCGCCACAGAAGAUAUCCGGUGAAAAAGACAACAAAGAUAAAGGCAAGCGAUCCUUUGUCCAAGGGGAAAGGUGGAGGAAAGAAGGUAGACUUAAAGUAAGUACUGUUUUGUUGAUUUUAAUUUUUAGAAUGAAUAAUACUUGUUUUCAAUGUUUAUAAGGAAAGUGAUCCAUAAUGCGUGUUUAGAAAGAAUUUAUUAACAAUUUUGGAUUCUUAUGAAUUAACUGCUAAUUUUCGUUGUUUAGGAAAAAGAACAGGCCUCCAACUCUUGAUGAGAUUGAUCAUCAGAUGGUGCCACGACGUCUGAAGGAAAUAGAAGAAGCCAAGAACAAUGAACUCAAUGGGGAAGGAAAGAAGAAAAAGAAGAAGCGAAACAAGAACAAGUUUUUAGGUAAUAAUUUUUGCUAGUAGCUAUUUUGGUGUUGUUUUACAAAUAUUUUUGUCUUUGUCAAAUAUUUGUUUAUAUAUGUAAUAAUAUUUAUAGUGCCAAAACCAGAUAUUUUCAUGAUUUUGUUGUUUCAGAAUUGACCGCAAAGAUGGGAUUCCAACAGAGGCCUUGGGAAGACAACCAACAGCUGAUGAAAAGGAUAAUGAGGACGAAGAACAAGGCAUUAGAUGACGAAAUGAUAAAGGUCAAGGCAGGAACGGCAGGCAGAGAUGUAAAGGAGUUGGAGAAGGAGUUUGACGAAACCGAAUAA
Molecule: messenger RNA, 700 nt
Organism: Bursaphelenchus okinawaensis
Lineage: Eukaryota; Metazoa; Nematoda; Chromadorea; Rhabditida; Aphelenchoididae
Source: the annotation of a GenBank genome assembly